Messenger RNA from Coffea arabica (coffee), 1856 nucleotides. RefSeq lists its product as uncharacterized. Lineage: Eukaryota; Viridiplantae; Streptophyta; Magnoliopsida; Gentianales; Rubiaceae. Gene Ontology annotation, molecular function: protein binding; ATP binding; protein kinase activity. Gene Ontology annotation, biological process: protein phosphorylation. The record is from RefSeq and is a predicted model, not a curated record.
AUUGAAUAUGGAGAAAGCUUAUUUCCUCUUCCUUGCAGCCUUGGUCGCAAGCCUAGGUACAGCUUCCUCAAGUACCACUAACGUUGUUGCCCAUAACAACACCAGUGAUCAUGAUCUAGGCGCUCUUCUUGCCUUCAGGGCUGCCAUUUCCGACCCCCAAAAUAUCCUUCCAGUCAAUUGGUCCACUUCUACCUCUGUUUGUAACUGGAUAGGAAUCACUUGUAACAGACGCCAUCGAAGAGUCGCCGCCAUACAGCUUCCCAAAUUGGGCUUAUUUGGAACCAUUCCUCCACAGUUGGGGAAUCUCUCCUUCUUAGUCUGGCUGGAUCUUGAAAACAAUAGCUUCCAUGGAAAUCUUCCAACUCAGAUGGUUCAUUUGCGUCGACUCAAGCACAUCAACUUUGCAUUCAAUAGCUUUGAUGGUGAAUUUCCAUCAUGGUUGGGAGCUUUAUAUCGACUUCGUUAUCUUUCGUUCCAUAGUAACAGAAUUUCUGGUUCAUUGCCAACAACGCUCUCUAAUGCAACGAUGUUAGAGACCAUCAGGUUAGGUACGAACCUCAUGACUGGAAAUCUGCCUCAAGACUGGAGCGCUUUACAGAACUUGGAGUUCCUUGACAUGGGAAAUAACAAACUUGAAGGCCCUUUGCCUCGGUCUUUAUUUAACCUUUCGUCAUUGCAGCACUUUAGUUUUUCGAAUAAUACCUUAUCUGGUUACCUUCCGGUACGUAUCUGCCAUCAUCUGCCACAACUCCAAGGGCUUUAUUUGUCAUAUAACGAGUUUAGCGGCGCAGUCCCUGCUGGUAUUGGAGGUUGUCCGAGGCUUCAAAUCUUGUCCUUGUCAUACAAUAAUCUGGCAGGAAAUAUUCCACGAGAAAUUUGGAAUCUAACUGCGCUUAGGAACCUAUAUCUAGGUGCAAACGAUAUUCAAGGUCAAAUCCCAGCAGAUAUCGGCAAUCACACUAAUUUGCAGCAAUUAGGCAUACAGUUUGCUAACCUGACAGAAACUACAUCUCUCCGUGCAGAAGCUUGGGCUCUCCUUAUCGGUCUUCAAACGUGUAAACAUAGGGGAUUCGAAAAUAUAAGUGUGCAAUCAGAUUCGCUACUCUUAGUUGGGAUCAUUCAACGAAGCACUCAAUGUCCGUGGCAGAUUCGAAGGGAGAUCAGGCAGAUUUGGAAGCUCCUGCAGGAACCUAUUCAUUUUUCACACUGCUAUCGAGAGGCUAACACAGUUGCUGAUGCGUUGUCUAAUGUGGGCGUUUCCCACCCACAUCAAAAGGUCAAGGUGUUAUACCUCGUGGGAUUGGUCACCUUUAUAAAUUGGAGAUACUAAGCUUGGGAAUGAAUUGGUUAAGAGAUCCCGUCCCACAAGAGCUAUUCAACAUUUCAACUCUUAGAGUACUGUCCAUAGAUGGCAAUGAUUUUUCGGGCAUUCUUCCUUCGACUUUAGAUGUUACUUUACCCAAUCUUGAGGUGCUUUAUCUUGGGGGCAACAAAUUUACUGGAAUUAUAUUGCCAACUCUCUCCAAUGCGUCUAAAUUGACACAUCUAGAUUUGGAAGAUAAUAAAUUUAUUGGUGCAAUUCCUGAUUCUCUUGGUAACCUAAGAUUCCUAGAACGCUUAGCUCUUUCAAGCAACAAUUUUACUCUAACUGGAGAUAUGACCUUCUUCAAUUCUAUAGGAAAUUGCAGAUAUUUGAGAAUAUUGUGGCUAGAUGAAAAUCCACUGAAUGGCAAUCUUCCAGAGUAUAUUGGAAAUCUUUCCAACUCUCUUGACUCAAUUAAUAUGUCUCAUUGUGGACUUGGAGGUGAAAUUCCAAGGUCACUAGGCAACUUGAGCAACUUGGAGUUCCUAGAUUU